AUGGGUUUAUGUGUCACUUGUGCCGUGAGUAUUAAACGCGGUCAAAACGACUCGAUUACGUGUUCUGCCUGCUCUAAAUUAUACCACCUUACUUGUGCUUCGUUGAAACAAGAUGAUAUUGACUAUUUAAAUAGUUUGAAUAAAUCAUGGUCUUGUGUUACUUGUACUAAAAAAUCUAAAAAUAUUAUUUCUGUCACUGGUAACUCUAUUCAACCUCUUACUUCACUCUCUACUACUGAACCCGACUUGAAAUUAAUCAUCAGCCAUCUCGAUAACUUACGCGCUGAGCAAGCUAAACUUAUUGAUUUGGUCAAUGCGCAAAAUGAAAAACUUAAUUCUUUCGACAAUAAAUUCCACGAAAUCUUCUCUCAAUUAUCAAGUAUCAAAAAUGAAAAUAGUGUGCUUCGUAAAGCUACGGUUUCGUUUCCGCAGUUGACUGCAGCAGUGACUGCAAGCACCCGCUGCAGCGAUCGUCGCAUGCAGCAGAACUGUUUUUGUUUUUGCAGUCAACUGCAGGCAGUCAAAUAUUUUAAACAUUCAUAUAGAUUAGUUUAG
This is a messenger RNA of Macrosiphum euphorbiae (potato aphid), 555 nucleotides long. The record is from the annotation of a GenBank genome assembly. Lineage: Eukaryota; Metazoa; Arthropoda; Insecta; Hemiptera; Aphididae.